AUGGGCCCUGCAGACCAGUCCGACCAAGUCCAACCGGCGACGAUGGGCCCUGCAGACGAGCUCCUCGAUCCACAGCGACGCGACCUGAUCACACGGCUGUCUCGCAUUAGGGGAGACUUCAGAACUGAUUCGAUCGGAUGGGCUUGCUUGUGGUUUGCAGAUCUCUCUUCGAUUGAGGAGAUCAUCAAAGCCUUUGAGCAGGAUCCGCGGAGCAUAUCCUAUGCUUUAAAGAUAUCUUUGUCAAAAAAUGACCCGACAACACAAGCUAUCGCAGCUUCUCGGGCUAGAAGUACUGCACUGUCCAAUGAAGACCUGGGAGAGCCUUCUGAAGACGAAGGAACACAGACAGACGAGACUCCAGCUAAGAAGCGCCGGCUUGCUUCGGAUCCGCGACAGACUUCUAAGAUUCCUACAUGGACCGGAAAACAAACAUCUGAGCGGCCCUUAGGGGCAUCCUCUACCUGCAAGGAGCGAGAUAAUGACACGUGUAUUCUCACCGGUUGCUCUUUACCAGUUGAAGUUACACAUAUAUUCCCAAAAGGCCUCGGCAAGAGGGGUGAAGGGAGAUUCGAGAACUUCUGGGAGGUUUUGGGGACUUAUUGGAGCCCACAACAAGUCAAGGCCUGGGAGGAACAGACCUUUGACCCAGAUGGAACAGAGACCUGUUCCAAUCUAAUGUGUAUGAACAAUAUGGCCCAUAAGCUAUGGGAAAAGGCGGGUUUUGCCCUGAAACCUCUGUCCCUGAGUGAGGAUAAAAGGCAACUUGAAGUCCAAUUUUAUUGGCUGCCGAUGAAUAAAUACCGCGGGGCAAUGCGAGGGCUGGUUAAUUUUGUCACGGACACGAGACUGUGCUCUGGGGACAUUCUCACCUUCAAGACCGGUGACCCGGAGGGUCACCCCCUUCCAUCCAUGGAGCUACUGAACAUGCAGUGGGUCCUACAUCGGGUACUUGCCCUCAGUGGUGCCGCCUACGCGACCGACAAAGAACUUUUCCUCGACCCAGAUGAUCCUCUUGGGCGUCUUACUGCGUUUGGGGUGUAUGGAGAGGACUCCGACUGGGAUAGCGAGAUGGAAGUGGAGGAGGAGGAAGAAGACGAAGAGGAGGAGGAGGAGGAGGAGGAAGAAGACGAAGAAGAGGAGGAGGAGUAUACAUAGUUCAGC
This is a messenger RNA of Aspergillus ibericus CBS 121593, 1161 nucleotides long. RefSeq names its product HNH endonuclease signature motif containing protein. NCBI's taxonomy places the organism in Eukaryota, Fungi, Ascomycota, Eurotiomycetes, Eurotiales, Aspergillaceae. The record is from RefSeq and is a predicted model, not a curated record. The transcript is spliced from 4 exons. The coding region runs from base 1 to 1155 and encodes 384 amino acids.